CCUCUGACGCGGAGGAGUGCGCACUUCUCUGUGCCUGCAGCAGUUGGCUGUGGUGCGCAGAGCCAGAGACACCUCGGGCUCUGAAGUGGGCUGGGACUUGGAUGGAUAGGCGGCUAGUCCGCUAGUCCGCUAGUCCGUCCGCUUCUCUCUGCCUGGCCAGGCUCCUUGCUUUCCAGUCUGUCUCCGGAUAGAGCAUUCUAAGGGUGCAUUUCUUCCACAGGUUACCUGUGACUGCAAAAUACUGAAUUCUCAAGAGCUCUGAGUGGAACCAGAAGUUUCUGUUUGCAAGGAUUUGGAAAAGUACUUCAGCAUCUAUAUCCUUUAUGGUCUCUUGGUUGCUGCUUAAUUCUUCUCCCCAAACAGAAUGAACACUUCCUUCCAGGGAGUGUCUCCUUUCCUGUUAGAAAUGGAAAGUACCGUUGAUUGGCUCGGAGAAAAUGUCAGUUGGGUCCCAUCAAUCGAGGAUCAAAGCUGCAAUUACACAAACCUGAAUGGAACCAAUGUCUCCAGUACAGAAUGGGGAGGGCCAGCAGGAUCAGUCAGCAAAUGGUUAGGGGGCAAUCCCCACAUUAUGGCAAAGAUUGUGCUGUCACUAGCUUAUGCUGUCAUCACAGUGAUAUCUCUCUUUGGCAACUCCCUGGUAUGCCAAGUUUUUGUCAAGCACAAGGAAAUCAAGAAAUCAACAGGCCUUCUCAUCUUCAAUCUGGCAAUCUCUGAUAUUUUGAUAAUCCUGCUCAACAGUCCAUUUGCACUGGCUCGUUUCCUGAGUGGACAGUGGGUUUUUGGUAGGAUCAUGUGUCAUGUCAGUCGUUUUGCUCAGUACUGCUCCCUCCAUGUUUCGACGCUUACAUUGAUGGCAGUUGCCAUGGACCGGCAUCGGGUAAUUCUGCACCCAAUGAAGCCAAGGCUAACACACUCCCAAAGUUUACUGGUUGUUGCCGUGAUCUGGAGUAUUGCAGUGUUCCUUGCUCUGCCACAUGCAAUUUAUCAAAAUCUGUUCACUUUUGUCAACCCGGAUGGCGCUGCCCGGAGCUACUGCCUCCCUGCUUUUCCCGGGCCCAGCAAGCUGGUUUCGAAGUAUGUGGACCUUGGGACAUUUCUCUUGCUGUAUAUCUUGCCGCUCGCGGUGAUUGUUGUAACGUAUUCUCACUUAGGAAAAAGGCUGUGGGUACAGAACGCCAUCGGUGACGCUUCUGCUCGUCAGCUUGUGGCACACUACCAGAAGCGCAAGAAGACGAUCCGGAUGCUGAUCCUUAUUGUAACGGUCUUUGCAGUUUGCUGGUUUCCACUUAAUUUCUAUGUGGUUCUUCUUUCCAGCGCAGGUGUAGAAAAUGAUAGUGUGCUUUUCUAUGCCUUUCACUGGUUUGCAAUGAGCAGCACCUGCUACAAUCCUUUCAUCUACUGCUGGCUCAACAGGAGCUUCCGUGCCAAACUAAGAUCUAUAUCAUCUUUCAAGGUUCAAUCACUGUUUCUGUGUAGGGGCUCCCAGGUUCAGCAGAUAAAAGCACAGGAGAGUCAUGAGCUUCGGAAACUCCACACAUCUUCACUGCUACGAGUCCCCCUGGCUGUUCCAGAGCCCCAGGCUUUUGAGGAUCCUAGUUUGGCUAUAGGGGAUAAUUCCCAUGUCUCUGUCCAAGGGGAAUGGGAAGAUCCAGACCCCACCCUAGAUGAGGAAGCAGGGCCCUCAACCCAGGAUGCUUACUUUUGCAUCCACAUGCAGACUAGCAUUCACUAAGAUGGGUGCCCACCUGAUCCACUGGAAUCUCAUUUAAUGAGUACCUUGUCACAGACAAUUCAGUUAAAGAUGGGAUAACCUCUAACUUAGAUGCUAAGAACAGUGUUUUACUAUCAUGUGCAUCCUCACAAUCCCGGAUUGUUUUAUGGUUUUAGUUUGUAGUUCUGGCAUCACAACUCUACUUAAUGAGUCCUCUGUACAAUACUGUGGAAAACUGUGCCAGACCCUGACAGAUUUGUGGACUUACCUACCUUACAUUGCAGAUGAAUUUAUGUGAACUAGAUUUCCUGAGUAAGAUCCUUUUUUGCCUCCAAUUGUGGCCUGUGAUUAUCACUAGUAGUGAUUAUAAGACAGAGAAACAGUUAUUGAUAGAGGUCAGUGUAAAGAAUUACUGGGAAGAGUACUUGGUAAGCCACCUCUGUCAAUAGGAACACCUUUUUCUUCUCUGCCCUUGUGCACUGACUUGGUGCUUCCUAUAAGUACUUUCUCCAUCAAUUUAGUCUGAGGCAAAUAUUCAUGUUAAGGAACAAGAAUCACUGGUGAAUGACUCUGGACUUCUAUCACCCCAUCUUUGUAAAUGUGACUCCGUAAACUCAGUCUACAGAUCUUUGAUUAUAGACUGAUUUCCCAGCUUCAGACUUUUCAUCUUGUGUAUAACUAUAGACUUUAUCUGGAUGAACUACUAGCUAAUUUGUACUAAUUUGUGCUAGCUAAUUUAACUAGUGUACACUGGCAUAUGUGGACUCUGAUGAAUUUAUUGACCUUUCUAUUAGAAUUGUCCAUCUGAGUUGACUACUGACUUGAGGUCAUACCUUUCUCCUAAUACUUUCAUGACAACUAGAUUAGCAUUUCCAAAACCCCAAUCUUCUCCCUACCAACUUCUUCUUCUUCUUCUUCUUCUUCUUCCUCUUCUUCUUCUUCUUCUUCUUCUUCUUCUUCUUCUUCUUCUUCUUCUUCUUCUUCUUCUUCUUCUUCUUCUUCUUUUUGGCAUCCUAAAUUGGAACAUGACAUAAUCAAGUGCUUACAUGUACAUACAUGCAUACAGAUUUAUGUUGACACAGGUAUAAGCAUGUAUACAUAUCGUUACCUCUCAUGCUACCCACCCGCCUGGUGCUCUCACUUAUUUCUACCUGUAAUUUCCAUGCUAACUGAGCCUAGACAAGAUUUCAUGCCUUAAAGUGAAGUCUUGGAGGUUCUGAGGUUGUGGCAAAUUUUUGCCUCUGGAAUCAGCAUUUCUUUAGUUGGUGCUUCAUUUUUUUCUUUGAUUUUAUUUUAUUUUUUGAUGUUGUCUAUCUCCCUGUGACAUUUGUACAGAUUCAUAAUAUAAGCUGUGCUCCUCUGUGCUAAUUCCAUUCCUUUGCGGUUUUCUAUGCUUUUUCCUAACUCUAUCACAUUAUCAUUAAUGGCUUUAGUUUUAUUUCCCUUUCUCAUAUACCCAUUUCAACUCAAUUUACUUUAAUUAACAUUCUAUAUGUUCUUUUUAAAGUAUAUCAGUUUUUACACGCUGGGUAUAUUAUGCAUUCUCAUUUAAACAUACCCUCGUAGAGUACAACACUGGUCCUUUUUACUUUCAACAUUUCACCCUGGUGCUCACUUUUCCAUAUUUAUUUGUUCUGGGCUAUUCAAACUUGGAUUUUGGUUGCUGCCUUAACCAGAGGUUCACAACUUCUAUGCUGAGGCUCAUCAUCUCUUCAGUAAUUGAAGCCUCCUCAUUUCCGGUGCUUUGUUCCACAGGAGACUCUUUCUCAGUUUGCUUCCCCUGCUUUACUUUCUCUCUCUCUCUCUCUCUCUCUCUCUCUCUCUCUCUCUCUCUCUCUCUUCCUCUUUCUCUCCAUUUCCUUCCUUCCCUCUCCCUCCCCUUCUCUCCUUCUUUCUCUCUUUUUUCCUUGUUCUCUCCUUCCUUUCUUCUCCCCCUCCUCUCCUUGGUGUGGAGCUAAAGUAUAAAUUAAUUCAUUAUGGCUUUUCUGGUUUUCCCUAUACACAUAUCCACCUAUUUCAGUUUCAUACACAUUUUUUCACAAGAUUUCCUUCCUACCCAGGAGAAGAGUGAACAGUCUAGUAGUUCAUGUGUUAUGUUGGCUUAGAAAAUCCAUCAGAGGGCACCAUGUGCAAGGAUAUUGCGAAGAGUCUAACAAACAGUUUCCUUGCAUUCUUUAAUGAGGUUGUUCUUGCUAGCUAUAUAGUUUGCUUACAUUUUUGUGAAUAGUUAUAAUUUAAUAUCUAAUUAUAAAUGAAAGUGUUAGUAUCUGCUUAUAAAUUUAAAAAUAUCAUUGUGAAACGAUUUCAACUAACUUCAUGUAGAAUACAAAUUUAUUCAUGGCCACAAACUCUACUUUAGGUAUGGGACCUUUGGAUCUAAUUGAUUUACUUUAGCAGAGAGUGGAUGGCUCUAAGAAACCUGUUACUAAGAGAAAUCUAGCAUAUAUUCAAUUUGUGUGAUGAAAACAGCAUUUGUACACUUAAAAGUACUUUGUGCUUUGAUUUUCAUGUAAGGCAAGAAGUCUCUAUAAUGGAAACAAGUUUAGGACUCAGAAUAAUGGACCAAGGCUUUGUUUUGUUUUUGAGUCAACUAUUUGUGUGACCUUAAGAAAGUCAUGUGGCCUUAGUGUGCCCCAGUUUCCUUAUCUAUACAAGGUGGAUAAUAAUAUGUACUACCUGAUAGGGCUAUUGCAAGAGUUAUCUGUGCUAACAGAUAUUAUUAUUGUUAAUAGGUUCGUUUCUUGUUACCCACCUUGUGAUUAUUGCUGUUAAUAUUCUAAUUGUAAAUGAUAAUACUAUUGUUGUUAAAUAUUGUUAAAUUGAUGUUACUGUGCUCCCCUUGAAGUGCUGACCAGUACAAAACUAAGAAGGCUAUGAAGAUAUUUAAGAAAAGACCACUGUUCUAUCUCACUGGGGAAACAGAGAAGCUUCUACUGCCUGUUUAGAUUACUUGAAACUAGGUUGUACAGAACAGCUGAGAGGAAAGAAAUUUCCAGAGCAGAAACAGAGACACUAGCUGAAUUCUGGACAACUGAAGCACAAGCCAAGUAAUAGACAAAUGAUAUUUUCGAGUCAGUCCCUCAAGUAGGGGUUUUAGUAUUUUAGCAUUUCUGCUCUGAGAAAGGUGGCAGAAAAGAAAUCAAAGGAGAAAACUUGAAAGAUGUGAAGUGUUUACAAAGUAUAGAAAUGACACAGGGUUUCUACUCUGAAUUGUCAUCUCUUUUCUAAGAACCCUUUAUUUAUGAUUCAAUGUAAUUCUCAAUAAUUGUAUUACAUAUUUAUUUUUGUUAAUGUUUUAGAAAUCAUAGUAAUAGAUUGUGAUAGUACUCAUUUACGGUGCUCUUCUAAAGUGUGCUUAAAGUGUUUUAUGGUGUUGUAUUUAACCAUUUCUCUGCCAAAAUAGUUCACAAACAAAUAUCCUGUUUUAUUUAUGUGUGUUUGUUUAUAUGGAACACUGAAACUCCCAAAAGAAUUAAUAUUGAUGUUGGACUUUGGUAUGGGUUAUGGUUGUGGGAAAACCACCUAGACACAGCAACUGCUUCUGGAACUGUUCUGUUUGACAACCAGCUAAGGUGAAUUAUACUCUGUAGCUCUAAGUUCUACACUGAAGCUCUACUCAGAGAAUAUGUUCAAAAUCAGGGAAGAGUCAAAGUGAGGGUGUAAUGUUGGCUGGGUCUGUGAUUAUUUUGUGUCAGAUGGGUUUUGUACUUAAGUAUAUUUUGACUGGAAUAAUUUUUCAAGUGUUUGAAACUACACACCUUUGUGAAUCCUUUGUGAAUCCUUUGUGAAUCCUUUGUGACUAUGUAUGUGCUCAAUUAAAAAUUAAUA
Molecule: messenger RNA, 5542 nt
Organism: Meriones unguiculatus (Mongolian gerbil)
Lineage: Eukaryota; Metazoa; Chordata; Mammalia; Rodentia; Muridae
Product: G-protein coupled receptor 83-like
Exons: 6
Coding region: 365-1735 (456 amino acids)
Biological process (GO): G protein-coupled receptor signaling pathway
Cellular component (GO): neuron projection; plasma membrane
Molecular function (GO): neuropeptide binding; neuropeptide Y receptor activity
Source: RefSeq, a predicted model, not a curated record